AUCCGGAUUCGUUUGGUGUCUGACGGGAGGGCUUUCGCUCUCGAGUCUCCUUUGCGUGAAUUCUAAGCGUCAUUCACUCCAUGAUCUCUGCGCUUGCUUGAUAUUUUUUUAUGGAAUUUACGGAUUUGAUUACAUCGGUUGGUGCCGGUGGUUCUGGUUCCGGUCUAUUUAAGCUUCUCGGCUCUCGAGGGUUCUUCGAGCCUUCCUCAGACCAAAAUAAACAUAUUUCUUAAUUGUGAAUCCAAGAUUUAAGAAGGCUAGUUUUUCCGACAAAGGGGAAUCAGAGCAAUGGCGAAGGAAUUGUCCAAUGGGGUAUCAAAGCCGCCGCCGACGCCUUCCCCUCUGCGGAAUUCCAAAUUUUUUCAGUCCAAUAUGCGAAUCUUGGUGACUGGGGGAGCUGGAUUCAUUGGGUCGCAUCUAGUGGACAAGUUGAUGGAGAAUGAAAAGAAUGAGGUAAUUGUUGCUGACAACUUUUUCACUGGUUCAAAGGACAAUCUCAGAAAAUGGAUUGGUCAUCCAAGAUUUGAGCUAAUUCGACAUGAUGUCACGGAGCCAUUGCUGGUAGAGGUUGAUCAAAUCUACCAUCUUGCCUGUCCUGCCUCUCCAAUUUUCUACAAAUACAACCCUGUGAAGACGAUAAAGACAAAUGUGAUUGGCACACUGAACAUGUUGGGACUUGCAAAGCGGGUUGGAGCAAGGAUUUUGCUGACAUCUACCUCAGAGGUUUAUGGUGAUCCUCUUGAGCAUCCUCAGAAGGAAGAGUACUGGGGAAAUGUUAACCCAAUUGGAGUCAGGAGCUGCUAUGAUGAGGGGAAGCGUGUGGCAGAGACUUUAAUGUUUGACUAUCAUAGGCAGCAUGGAAUCGAGAUUCGAAUUGCUAGAAUUUUUAACACCUAUGGACCACGCAUGAACAUCGAUGAUGGUCGUGUUGUCAGUAACUUCAUAGCUCAAGCGCUUCGGGGUGAGCCCUUAACAGUUCAAGCACCUGGAACGCAAACUCGAAGUUUCUGUUAUGUUUCUGAUAUGGUUGAUGGACUUAUCCGGCUGAUGGAAGGAGAUAAUACAGGCCCUAUCAACUUGGGGAACCCUGGUGAAUUUACAAUGAUGGAACUUGCUGAGGCCGUGAAAGAGUUGAUUGAUCCCAAUGUGCCUGUGAAAAAUGUGGAGAAUACACCUGAUGAUCCACGCCAAAGGAAACCAGACAUCACAAAAGCAAAGGAGCUACUAGGAUGGGAGCCCAAGAUUACAUUACGCCAGGGCCUUCCUCUCAUGGAAGAGGAUUUCCGACAGCGUCUUGGCGUGCCCAAAAAAGCAUAACCUCUAGCAUCAAUUCUUCCCUCAGAAUUAAAGCUUUGUUUUCGGAGAUAAAAGCAUUCUGAAUCAUAUGCCUUUUUCAUCUUAGAGUAAAUGUUUGCUCGUCAGCUUUAAAUUUUACACUUGUGGUUUGUCAAAAAGAAUUUAAAAAACUAGUGGUUGUAUAAUGGCUAUUUGAAUCCAGGAGGAUCUUUUCUGCUUUCUUUUUUCGAAGGGGUUAUUUCACUUAUUGGAUCAUGUGCGGACUUAUUUUUCCACUAUAGAAAAUAAUGGUUAUUCUAGCUA
This is a messenger RNA of Phoenix dactylifera (date palm), 1599 nucleotides long. Its product is annotated as UDP-glucuronic acid decarboxylase 6-like. Gene Ontology annotation, molecular function: UDP-glucuronate decarboxylase activity; NAD+ binding. The record is from RefSeq and is a predicted model, not a curated record. Gene Ontology annotation, biological process: D-xylose metabolic process. Gene Ontology annotation, cellular component: cytoplasm. Lineage: Eukaryota; Viridiplantae; Streptophyta; Magnoliopsida; Arecales; Arecaceae.